Messenger RNA from Diatraea saccharalis (sugarcane borer), 1322 nucleotides. NCBI's taxonomy places the organism in Eukaryota, Metazoa, Arthropoda, Insecta, Lepidoptera, Crambidae. The record is from the annotation of a GenBank genome assembly.
UUCAAAAAGUUACGCAAAUUCAUGCCCGUGGUUGCAAAAAUAUUGAAAUCAAUAUUUAUAUGGUAUGAAGUUGUUGGUUAGCAAAGAAAAGUGUUUAAUGGAAUAACCAAUUGAAUCUCUAAAUUCAUUAAUUCGUCUCGAUAAUACUUCGUCAACAUGCAUGAAAUUAACAGUUUUGUGUUUUUUGAUAUCGAAACAACAGGGCUUCCGUGUCAAGAAAGAAACAAAACUAAGAUAACAGAGUUAAGUUUUGUAGUUGCUUCUAGACAAGACAUUAUGUUAACGAGUUAUGGAGAGUUGCCAACUGUUAGUAAAUUAUCUCUUGUUUUUAAUCCUAUGAAGUCUAUACAUCCAGAAGCAGUCAAAAUGACUGGUCUUUCUAAUGAUAAACUUAAAAAUGCACCUCUUUUUAAACAAAAAAUAAAAACAAUAUUAUCAUUCUUGCAAGAAUUAACAAGGCCAAUAUGCUUGGUGGCCCAUAAUGGUAAUAAAUUUGAUUAUAAAAUACUCUUAACAGAAUUCAAUGAUGCCAAUGCAUCAUUACCAAGUGAUUUGCUGUGUGUCGACUCAUUGGUUGGAUUUCGUUAUAUUUUAAAAGAUAGAAAUAUUCACAUUAUUACACAACCUAUGCAUGUGCAUGCACAGAAAAAAGAGCCAGAUCAUGAAGUGAUGACAGAUGAUGAAGAUGACUGGCCAGACCUAAAUGUAACUACAGAAGAUUGGCAAGAUAUAGAUAAUAUUUGUGAGAGUUUAUCCGACGUAUCUUGUGAAGAUAUAGCAGAGGUCCCGAACAAAGUAUUUAAGAAAAAAGGGAAUAAUGCCAUACGUAAUGUUUUUAAUAAACAAAAGAGGUGCAAUUCUAAUGGAUAUUCACUUGUAACUUUAUAUAAGCAAUUUUUUGCAAAAGAAGCUAUUAACAGUCAUAGAGCAGAAGGAGACUGUUUGAUGCUCCUUCAAUGUGUGGUGGCUACGAAGGAAGUUUUUGUUCCUUGGGCUGAUAGUGCAUGUAAAAAGGUUAAGGAAAUGAAACCUCUCAUUCGUUAUUAACAUGCAGCCUAGAUAGUUUCUAUAUUUGUUUGAAAAUUAUGUUAAUUUUUAUAAGUAUUUAAAUUGCUCUUUAGACUAUAGAUUUAAGAAUCAUGCUUAUGCUAUUUGAUAUAUAUUUUUAUAAUAUUUUUAUGUUCCUUUACUUAAAGUCUAAUGUUUUAUAAAACAUUAACUACCUAAUUAAAAUAAUUUUCAUUUACAAUAAACAGCCCCAUAAUGUCUUCACUAUCGGUAUCGCACAGUUAUAUUGACUGUCUCAUACAGAAGUUGAUUUA